Molecule: messenger RNA, 4149 nt
Organism: Gadus chalcogrammus (walleye pollock)
Lineage: Eukaryota; Metazoa; Chordata; Actinopteri; Gadiformes; Gadidae
Exons: 16
Coding region: 1-3483 (1160 amino acids)
Biological process (GO): regulation of transcription by RNA polymerase II
Cellular component (GO): nucleus
Molecular function (GO): DNA-binding transcription factor activity, RNA polymerase II-specific; RNA polymerase II transcription regulatory region sequence-specific DNA binding
Source: RefSeq, a predicted model, not a curated record
AUGGCCGAGAACAAGGAACUGGAACUAGCCUUCAAAGCGGGCACAGACCCUCAGCUCCCGCUGGCCUCGCUGCGUCUUCUUGUCCCUCCCCUCCGCUUGAUGUCGGCGUGCAUGUGGCGCGUUGCCCAGCAACGCAACGUACAGCAGUACGGGAAGCUGGCGGAGUUCGUCACCUUGCUCAUCCUGGAGAUGCUGCAGAGUGAGGAGCAGUCAGACAGUCCGGCGCUCCAGAAGCAGCUGAACAGCGUCCGCCUGCUGAAGACCAAUGGCCCAGGAGAAGAGAAAGUCUUCCCGGAGCAUUAUGGAUCCCGCUUCGACACAACGCUGCAGGUGGUGGUGUGGGAGUUCCUCUGUCGGCUGGAGGAGCUGCUCCCGGUGUCGGGGUUCUGUGAGGUGGCCUCCAACUUCCACCUUGAUUCCCUGGACCCCGAUGCUCACCACUUUAUCUCCGACCCUGAAGACUUUACUACUCUUCUGAAGCAUCGACAAAAAGGCUGGAAGUUGAAGAAGAGUAAGAUCCUGCUUUUGCGGCUCGGCCCCCGGGCUGAGGACUACUUCAUCGAGGAGGGGGCAGCGAGGGAGAGCGUACCGGGGCGCGACCUCCGGGAGCAGGGUGAGGCAGACCGCGUCCCGGUGAGUUCCGGCAGCCCCCCUGGCUCCGCCCCCGUGGCCGCCCGGAGCCAGUCCUGCCCGUACUGCGGCCAGAGGUUCAGCAGCUGGGCGGAGCUGCUGGGCCACCGCUGCAGCGUGCACGGCGCCAUUGGGCGGGGCUUCCAGUGCGGCCGCUGCCAGAGACAGCUGUUCUCCCAGAAGGCCCUGACGCGGCACCUCAUGGCGCACGCCACGGGGCCUGAAGGGGCGGGGCCUGAAGGGGCGGGGCUCGAAGGGGCGGGGCUCGAAGGGGCGGGGCCAGGGCUGCAGUGCGAGCAGUGCCUGCGGCGGCUGGGCUCGGAGAACGCCUUGAGGUCGCAUCUCCUGGCGCACGAGCAGCAGGCGGCGGCGGCGGCGGCGGCGCGGACCUUCCAGUGCGACCAGUGCCAGCGGCAGCUGGGCUCGGAGAAGGCCCUGAGGAAGCACCAGGCGACGCACGGGGUCAACCGCUCGGUGGUCUGCCCGCAGUGCAACAAGGUGCUGAAGUCGGUCCACUGGCUGAAGACACACCUGCGCCUGCACACCGGGGAGAGGCCCUUCCCCUGCACCUUCUGCGGGAAGCGCUUCAAGGAGAAGGGCGUGCUCCGGGCGCACCUGAAGCUGCACGGCGCCGAGUAUGCCUACCUCUGCAGCGAGUGCGGCAAGGGCUUCAACCACAUGACGUCGCUGGUGCAGCACAACCGCAUGCACAGCGGGGAGAAGCCCUUCCCCUGCAACGCGUGCAGCCGGCGGUUCGCCUCGUCGCAGCGGCGCCGCGUGCACCAGCUCAUACACACGGGCGAGCGACCGCACCCCUGCACCCACUGCGACAAGAGGUUCCGGACCGGCAACUCUCUGACCAGGCACGUCCGGACGCACACCGGGGAGAAGCCGUACCAGUGUGUGGUGUGCAGCAAGCGCUUCCAGCAGAGCUCCAACAUGAAGAUCCACAUGCGCGUUCACACCAAAGAGAAGAAGAACGGGCCCCUCAAAGACGCCUGGCCCCGUCACGAUCCAUGCGACUAUCGAGGAGAGCCACUGACGCAACCAUCAUACCGGGGAGGCGACCGUCCAGACCCCGUUGGGUCGAACCAGAACCAGCCGCCCGGUGGGUCGAGAGCAACGACGAUGGCUGUCAACAACGACACCUUCCUCGACGGCACAGACGCUCAGCUCCCGCUGGCCUCGCUGCGUCUUCUUGUCCCUCCCCUCCGCUUGAUGUCGGCGUGCAUGUGGCGCGUUGCCCAGCAACGCAACGUACAGCAGUACGGGAAGCUGGCGGAGUUCGUUACCUUGGUAACGGAGAUGGUUCCAGAACUUCUGACUCCCAGGCAGAUGGCUGAGCUCGUAUUGGGACUGCGGGCGAGGUUCAUCCUGGAGCUGGUGCAGGGGGACGACGAGUUGGACAGUACAGCGAUCGAGGAGCAGUUGAUCGCCAUCCAGCUGUUGACAACACCGGACACACCGGAAGAGUUCCCUGACGGAGAUCUAGGGGUUUCAAAGACGGCCUUUGUGGAACUGGUUCAAACAUUCACAGACAAAAAGUCUUUCAGAAAAAAAGAAGAUUUUUUCAAGAACUCCUUCCCAGAACACUACGGAUGUCGUUUUGACACAUCUCUCCAGAUCCUUGUGUGGGAGUUUCUGUCACGGCUGGAGGAGCUUCUCCCAGUCUCUAGUUUUGUUGAGGUGGCCUCCCACCCGGACCUCGACUCACUCGUCCCCCGACUGGAGGAGUUCGGAUCAGACAUGGAAGAUUUAAGAACGCUCUUCCAGCACCCAACCAGAGGGUCAGCGAAGUUAGAGAAGAACCGCUUCCCCUUCAGGUCGGCCGUCAUUCUGUCCUCGCUGGCGUCCAAAGGGACCAGCUUGACCCCGGGUGACCCCUUCAGCGAGGAGGGGGGCGAGGCCGCCGCACGGCUACAGGAGGAGCCGUCUCUUCUCCGCCGCUCCUCCGGCCGCCACGACCGACCGUCCGUCCAGGCGGAGCCCAGCGGCGACCGAACCGCAGAGGACGUCCGAUUGGCUGACGGUGGUGGCGGCGGCGACGCCCAGAACGCCGGCGGGCCCACCCCGGGCUCCGCCCUCGACGGCGGCCGGAGCCACUCCUGCCCCCAGUGCGGCCGCGCCUUCCCCCGCUGGCCGGACCUCCUGGAGCACCGCUGCCCCGCCGCGCCCCCCCCCCAGCCCGCCCCGCCGCGGCGCGCCAAGCAGGUGUACCAGUGCGAGCGCUGCCCGCGGCGGCUGGUCUCGGAGGGCGGGCUGCAGAGGCACCUGCAGGCGCACCGGCGCGGGGAGGAGCCUAUCGUGUGCCCGCAGUGCGGCAAGACGUUCACUCACCGCUCCUCGCUCACGGUACACCUGCGCCGCCACUCGGGGGCGCGGCCCUUCGCCUGCUCCGUCUGCGGCAAGGCCUUCAAGGAGAAGGGCGUGCUGAAGACCCACCUGCGCGUGCACUCGCCGGACCAGCCCUACCUGUGCAGCGAGUGUGGGCGGGGCUUCAGGUACCUGACCUCGUACGAGCUGCACCUGCGCAGGCACGCGGGCGUGAAGCCCUUCCAGUGCGACGGCUGCGCCCGGCGCUUCUUCACGGCGCAGCAGCUGAAGGAGCACGAGCGCGUGCACACGGGCGAGCGGCCGUACGCCUGCGAGCGCUGCGAGAAACGCUUCAGCACCAAGAACCACCUGAAGAGACACGUCCGGGUCCACACCGGGGAGAAGCCCCACCGCUGCCCCUACUGCGACAAGGGCUUCACCCAGCAGUCCAACAUGAAGAUCCACCUGCGCGUCCACAGACACGACAGCUCCAGCAGGAAGAGGAAGCCCCCACCGUCAGGGGGGCCGGGGGGGCCCUGACAGCGGGAUGUCAUUGGAUGGUAUCCUUCGGUGAACAGAAGAUAUCUGAUGGUGAAGUCCCCCCCAGAGCAUCAUGCAUACGACAAUGUACCUCUGAAUGUAAACACUGUAUGCUGACACUAUUACUGGUGUUAUUCCAUUAGCACUCUUGGCCGUACCAUAGCGGGUUGAUUUGCGUUUCCACUCCCAGUUUAAACGUUCCGAACUCUGACCGAGGCCUGCUCGAGAAGGACCACCUCCGAUGUCGGGCCUGUGGGUUCCCAUAACACUACGAUUGCUGCCAUUUUGUUGGCUGUACUCGAUAGAAAGCUGUGAUGUUAUAUUAAAUAAAUCAUCACCUGGCAAAAGGGUCUCACUGUUUUUGUACUUCUUUUUUAUUCGCUGGGAUUUUUUUUUUUACUUGAAAAAAUAAACAUCUGUCAUCAUUUAUCAUUCAAGUUUGAAAGUGCUUUAUGUGAAAGUAUGCUGUGCAUUUAGUAAAGUAACGUUUUGUGAACCUUCAGUGAGGUGACAAUGGAGGCUCUGGUGUUUCUGCUGGUGGUUCUUCCACUGUCUGUUCCCCCUGAGAAGUGUCUCCUACUUUUGUAAAAUAUAUUAUGAAGAUGGCCUAUAUUAAAAUGCAAUAUUUUAAUUUUAACUACUGAGCUCAGUGGUAUUUUUUAAGUA